Messenger RNA from Anoplopoma fimbria (sablefish), 4373 nucleotides. RefSeq names its product Rho GTPase activating protein 42a (gene arhgap42a). Gene Ontology annotation, biological process: signal transduction. Gene Ontology annotation, molecular function: GTPase activator activity; protein binding. Gene Ontology annotation, cellular component: cytoplasm. The coding region runs from base 320 to 3319 and encodes 999 amino acids. The record is from RefSeq and is a predicted model, not a curated record. The transcript has 24 exons. Lineage: Eukaryota; Metazoa; Chordata; Actinopteri; Perciformes; Anoplopomatidae.
UCCGCUGGCGCCACCAGGAGUCUCCCGUUCCCAUAGUAACAAGCCUUCAGCGGGUUGUAUUGCUGUCUGUAUAGAGGAAAGGUUACCGAGCGGUCCUAGCGCCGUUAGAUUGGAUGCUUCUCUAAAGCGGUGGGAGAAGCAGUGCACAGUUCUCCGCGUAGCCGAGUCCGGAAGUUCUGAGGGGGAAAAGUAGGAAAGGCAUGAAAAAAAACAAAAACUUCUGAGCAACUUCCACAGAGCCCACUGGCACGCUGGUUUCUCCCGCAGGUCGGGUCUUACUUCAGGUAUCUAAUAACCAGCACCGUGUAUCCACAGAUCCAUGGGUCUGCCGACGCUGGAGUUCAGUGACUCGUUCCUGGACAGUCCGGAGUUCAGAGAGCGGCUGCAGUGCCACGAGAUCGAGCUCGAGCGCACCAACAGGUUUAUAAAAGACCUCAUCAAAGAUGGAAACAUGCUCGUGUCUGCCCUUAAAAGUCUUUCUCUUGCUGUUCAACGGUUCUCUCAGUCUCUGCAGGAGUUUCAAUUUGAAUGUAUUGGAGACGCUGAGACUGAUGAUGAAAUCAGUAUAGCUCAGUCCUUAAAGGAGUUCUCUCAGCUCUUGAGCACCAUGGAAGAGGAGAGAAAACGACUGAUCCAGAACGCAGAUGACGUGUUGAUCUCGCCGCUGGAGAGAUUUCGUAAGGAGCAGAUUGGAGCUGUUAAGGAGGGAAAGAAGCAGUUUGACAAGGAGACAGAAAGGUACUACUCCGUUCUGGAGAAACACCUCAGCUUGUCCUCCAAAAAGAAGGAAUCACAGCUACACGAGGCUGAUUCACAGAUCAGUAAGGACAGGCAGGUUUUUUAUGAUGCAUCGCUGCAGUAUGUCUUCAAGAUCCAAGAAGUGCAGGAGAGAAAGAAGUUUGAAUUUGUGGAGCCGUUACUAGCCUUCCUGCAGGGUUUGUUUACGUUCUACCAUGAGGGUUACGAGCUGGCCAGUGAGUUUGAACCCUACAAGCAGCAGCUUCAGUUCAACCUGCAGAAUGCUCGCAAUAACUUUGAAAGUACGCGUGCUGAGGUUGAGAGGCUGAUGAAGAGGAUCCGGUCUGCAGAAGAAGACUUCAAAGCCCCCAGUUGCUUUACCAUGGAGGGAUAUCUGUAUAUACAGGAGAAACGUCCAUUGGGCAGUGUGUGGACCAGAUACUACUGUACCUUUGAAAAAAGCUCCAAGAUGUUCACCAUGAGCAACACAGAUGCCAGACCAGCCAGCAGACAGAACGGCAUUGUGAACGGUACACCUGAGAUGUUCAAGCUGCGCUCCUGUGUCAGAAGGAAGACAGAUUCAAUUGACAAACGCUUCUGCUUUGACAUCGAGGUGGUGGAGAGACAUGGCGUCAUCACCCUUCAAGCACUCUCUGAGUCAAACAGGCGGCUGUGGAUGGAGGCAAUGGAUGGAAAAGAACCUAUUUACACUCUGCCUUCUUUACUCAGUAAAAAGGAGGAGACAUUUCUCAACGAGGCAGGCCUCAACUUUGUUAAGAAGUGUAUUGAGCUGGUUGAAACAAGAGGCAUUACCAUCGUGGGACUGUACAGGACUGGGGGAGUCAACUCCAAAGUGCAGCGGUUGAUGACGAGUGUGUUUGGUAAGAAACACCCUGCUUUCCACGCAUCCACAGCUCCCACUGACAUGCAGCUGGAUGCAGAUGCCUGGGACAACAAGACCAUCACCAGUGGUCUAAAGAAUUAUUUCAGGUGUCUGGCAGAACCAGUACUGACCUACAGGCUGCAUAAAGAAUUCAUCAAGGCUGCAAAAUACGACGACCAGAAGUAUAGAGUGAGAGCAAUUCAUGCUCUUGUACACAAACUACCAGAAAAAAACAGAGCUAUGUUGGAUAUCCUGACCAACCACCUUCUCAAGGUGUCCUCUCACAGUGACCAGAACAUGAUGACUGUGUCCAACCUGGGAAUGAUCUUCGGCCCCACUUUGAUGAGGUCUCAGGAGGAGACGGUGGCCGCCAUGAUGAACAUCAAGUUUCAAAAUAUUGUGGUGGAGAUUAUCAUUGAAAACCACCACAAGAUAUUUGGUGAGGCUCCAGACCUGUCGGUGCCGUUACCUCCGGCUCCAUCCUCUCGGUCGACUCCCCGCAGGAACAAAGCCAUCUGUCUGUCGUCUGGAAAGAGGAAGGCCCGCCUCUAUCCUCCGGCUCUCUGCCUGGCAGACAACGACAGUGACACCUUCAGCAGCAGCCCCAGCACGACUCCGAUGGGCAGCCAGGAGUCUCUGUCCUCACACUCCUCUGAGAAGAACGGAUUGUCUCCGACCUCUCCUCCGUCCUCUCCUCCUGCCGAACCCGACUCGUCCUCCACAUCACCGGUGUCUCCUCAUGCGGCUUCCUCCUGCUCCCUGUCCCACAACUCCUCAAACGGGAAGGAUCAGAAACACCCGACAGACAACACGGCCUCCUCUCACCUUACGCCUCCCUCUUUCCGGACUUCCUCCCAGACCUCUCCGGCCCGGCAGACUUUCUCUGUGUCCUCCUCCACGUCCUCUUUACUCUCCACAGAGAGGAGUCUGUCCGUCAAAGGAAACUCGACUGCCUCCUUGUCAUCUGUUAAAGAGUCAAGAUCUCCCUCCGUAACCUCCUCGUCCACUGUCUCCAUCCAGCACUCCUCGGUGGAUCGCGCCUCCUCUCUCAGGGAGGGUCGACCUCUUCAGAGAGCGUCGUCUGCCUCCUCUCUGAAGAGCUCUCAUUCAGUCGAUCAAAGAAAUGCGUCCAGCGCCACCUCCACUGUCACAGAAACCAAAGCGACUACCUCUCCUGCUCGGCAGCACAGAAAAACGUACAUGACUGCCUCCUCCUCGUCUUCCUCCUCAUCUUCAUUAUUCCCCUACCAGCUUUCCACAUCUUCCUCUCUGACCUCCCUACACAUCUCUGAAGAUUACAAAAGCUGUCACGGAUCGGUACAGAGUCUCAUGUCGCUGGACCCACAAGAGGCAGCACAGAGACGUAAACCAUGCCACACUCGCUUUGGCUCCGAUCUGACCACGAGACACUCUGCAGCUGCCACAUCCAGCAACGGUUACCAGAAACCUGGAUCAGUAUUAUCUGUCAGACUACCGCAGCGUGAGAGUUCAGUAUUCUCCUCAGCAUUAGACGUGUGUUCCUCAGGAAGGGAUGCAAAAGCUCUUUACUCCUGUGAGGCAGAACACAGCCACGAGCUCAGUUUUCCACAGGGGGCGCUGUUCUCAAAUGUGUACGCUUCUGUGGAACCAGGUUGGCUUCAGGCGACGUACAACGGCAGAACAGGCCUCAUACCUGAAAACUACAUCACAUACAUGUGACAGACCCCGAUGAUGACAUCACCACAUCACUGAAUAACACAAUGAUCUGACUUUGACUUUAGGGACCUACGGUGCCUACAGUAUACUCUGUGCUGCUAGUCAGAGUUGUAAUAUAUUCACCAUGUAACUGUGACUGUUAUCACUGAACUACUGGGGCUGGAUAUGAACGAUACAUGUACUGUAUGUAUAUCUGACUACUAUAUGUGAACCAUGUUAGGUAUUUUUAACCAGUUUAUAAUACAGUAGAUGUUAAAAUCUUAAAUUUUAAAGACUUUUCCUUCAUUCAUACAUGAAGGUGUUACUUAAUCAAUGUUAUCAUCUCCUCUUUUAUGUUUUUCUUCAAUGCUAUACUUAUAUGAAAUUUGUCUGUAAGGUACACGGAGACAGUAUUUUUUCUAUUAAUCCUGAUAAUUUAUGUGUUGACUAUCGUAUUAAUGUUAUAGCUGUGAGUCCAGAGAAAGUGUUAACACCUCUGUGCCUUAAAAAGUAUGAACUAAUGGUGUGAGACUGAAUCCUGCAAUAGCACCCUCCCUCUACUGUCUGUCAGUAUUUAUGCAGUCUAAAUAAAAGACAAAUAGUUUACAUAAAAACUUGUAGUUGAAGAUUAAUUUUAUCAUAGUUUAUCAUAUUUUUCCCCCUCCAAAAAAAGAUUUUUGAGUUGGCCACAGUUUGCUUAGACAUAUCCUAGUUAUACCGUAUACCACUGUGCAACCUUAUCAUUCUUUAUAUUCCAAAACAAUCGGGGAAAUCAUUGUAUGUUAGUUUUGCUAAGGUACUUUUUUUUUUACUGAAAAUGAUAUGUAUUCAUAUCCCUUAAUGUUUUAACUUGUGUAUCCAUGUGUGUGAAUGUUAUAUGUUCAAAUGAUAAAGAUGGACUGUAUUCGGUAGGGGAUGGAUCCCAUAAUAUACCCUGUUCUUUAUGUGCAUUAUAAACAUAUAAACACAUAAUUAUGCAAUUCACAAAAUACACUUUAAUCUUAUGUCAUACACUGUACAUUCUUAUUUUAUGUUAUCAAUGAUUUGUCACCAUCGCUGUGUAUCUACAUUCAACGAC